AUGAAGCGAGAUAAUUUCAUUGGCUUUAUGCUACAUUCAAGCCCAUCAACCCAAACUCGUUCCACUUUGAAAGAGAUUCCUAUGCUUUUGCUUAUGGUGGUUGAAUGUGACUGGCAAUACGAGUAUAAGAAGCCUGCGCAGCUCCUUCACACUGUAACACUUUGUCAUUCCUCGAACACAGCACACAAAGACCAGAAACACUUUGCUGCAUCGACAAUGGCGAGCACAUACCUGCGUGAGAUGAGCAACGAAGAGUUCAAGAAGUGGUUGGCAACAUUUGAUGCCAACAAGGACGGGAGAUUUAGCAAGGAGGAGCUCCGGCAUGCCAUCCGGGCCACCGGUGCAUGGUUCCCUUGGUUGAAGACCCACAAUGCGGUGCAUGCAGUGGACACCAACGGUGAUGGUUUCAUCGAUGAGAAUGAGAUGAACAACCUUGUGGACUAUGCAAAGAAACAUCUUAACGUGAAAAUUGUGUAG
This is a messenger RNA of Rhodamnia argentea, 477 nucleotides long. Its product is annotated as calmodulin-like protein 5. The transcript has a single exon. Gene Ontology annotation, molecular function: calcium ion binding. The record is from RefSeq and is a predicted model, not a curated record. Lineage: Eukaryota; Viridiplantae; Streptophyta; Magnoliopsida; Myrtales; Myrtaceae. The coding region runs from base 1 to 477 and encodes 158 amino acids.